GCAUAAACAAAAAACCUAAAACCCUAGUUUAAUAACGCUACGCAGAGAGCUAGUAAUCAAAGCUGAUAGAUUUCUUAUUAAACCUCCGAACCCAGAUCAGUCUCUCUAUGCGACCAAGGAAAUGGGAAAAGGAACAGGGAGCUUUGGGAAGAGGAGGAACAAGACCCACACGCUGUGCGUGCGAUGCGGACGCAGAAGCUUCCACCUCCAGAAGAGUCGCUGCGCCGCCUGUGCUUAUCCCGCAAGCCGCGUCAGAAAAUAUAACUGGAGUGUGAAGGCUAUCCGCAGAAAGACCACUGGAACUGGCCGUAUGAGGUACCUCCGUCAUGUGCCACGCAGGUUCAAGACUAACUUUAGAGAAGGUACUCAAGCAACCCCAAGGAAGAAGGGAACAACCGCAGCCCCUUAAAGUUUAGAAGGGCAAUAUUAUAUUUUUUAUUUUAUAUUAUUUUCCUUAAUUCUCAAACCAGAAACAAAACCUAUAAAA
Juglans microcarpa x Juglans regia is the source of this 487-nucleotide messenger RNA. Its product is annotated as 60S ribosomal protein L37. The record is from RefSeq and is a predicted model, not a curated record. Gene Ontology annotation, biological process: translation. Gene Ontology annotation, cellular component: cytosolic large ribosomal subunit; ribosome. Bases 122 to 409 code for a protein of 95 amino acids. Gene Ontology annotation, molecular function: RNA binding; structural constituent of ribosome. Lineage: Eukaryota; Viridiplantae; Streptophyta; Magnoliopsida; Fagales; Juglandaceae. The transcript is spliced from 4 exons.